GGUCAUAGUUCAUUAAUAUGAUGCAUGAAAAAAUUUGAUUUAUAUAAUUGAUAAAAAUCUAAUAAAUUUAGUAGUAUCGCGAAAAAAAAUUUUUUUUAACCUUCUAUUUUCUCUUUUUUGCUUUUACAUGUUCACAAUGUCUGAAGAACAGUUAUGUUCUAAUGAUAAUGAAAAAUAUUAUUAUGAUGAUUUUCAAGAAAGGGAAGAUAAAGUCAAUGAAGCACUAAAUAAUUUUUCUCAACGCUCUUUCACACAAAGGGGAAUCGUAAAAGAAUCAUUGGUAUAUAAUCUUUUAGAAACGGCAAUGGAUAAAGGACGCGAAAUUUUUCAACACCCACGUGAUUAUUCUAAACCGAUUAUCAAGUCGGUUAGAUAUGUUUGGAAUAAUUUUCCUCCUCUAAGUUGGUUUGGUUAUGGUGUAGCAGUUUUAAAUGUUAUUCCUUUAGCCAUUUUAAUCACCUUUCUUAUCGGUACUCUUACUCUUGUCUUAUUUGUCAGUGGAAUGGGUAUUUUGUUGGCAGAAGGAUUUUUCGUUGGGAUUGGUUUGUUAUUCUUUGUUCCUGUCGCACUUUUUUUAACCUUUUCAGCAAUCUCGACCACUUUCUUUACCGUUUCUAUUUGGAGUGUUUACAAAAUGGCAGUUUAUAUUUUACAUAAUAUUGGUUUGUUGGGAGGAGAUACUCUAUAUGAUGAACAAAAACAACAAAAAAUUCAAGAGGAGGAAGAAUAACAAAUUAUCUGAUCUUUAACGAUUGUAUUAUGUUCAUUUGUAACGUUAGUGAGUUUAUCUGAAUCAUAAAAUGACUCCUUGAUUUACUACAAAAUAGCUUUGCUUCUUGCUGUAUAAUUAGUUUUAUUAAAUAAAUAUUUCUUAGUAAUCUUCAACCUAAUAAAAAU
Messenger RNA from Rhizophagus irregularis DAOM 181602=DAOM 197198, 897 nucleotides. RefSeq lists its product as uncharacterized. NCBI's taxonomy places the organism in Eukaryota, Fungi, Glomeromycota, Glomeromycetes, Glomerales, Glomeraceae. The record is from RefSeq and is a predicted model, not a curated record.